Pseudopodoces humilis (Tibetan ground-tit) is the source of this 1885-nucleotide messenger RNA. It is a transcript of the gene CRTAP, whose product is annotated as cartilage associated protein. Lineage: Eukaryota; Metazoa; Chordata; Aves; Passeriformes; Paridae. Gene Ontology annotation, cellular component: endoplasmic reticulum. Gene Ontology annotation, biological process: collagen fibril organization; peptidyl-proline hydroxylation to 3-hydroxy-L-proline. Gene Ontology annotation, molecular function: protein binding; collagen binding. The record is from RefSeq and is a predicted model, not a curated record.
UGCUGUGCGGUGCUGUGCGGUGCUGUGCGGUGGCGGAGGCUCAGCCAUGUGGGUGGCGGCGCUGCUGGCGCUGCUGGCGGCGGCGGGGGCGCAGUACGAGCGCUACAGCUUCCGCAGCUUCCCGCGGGACGAGCUGAUGCCGCUGGAGUCGGCCUAUCGCUACGGGCUGGACCAGUACAGCACCGAGAACUGGCCCGAGAGCGUCAGCUACCUGGAGGUCAGCAUGCGGCUGUACCGCCUGCUGCGCGACAGCGAGGCCUUCUGCCACCGCAACUGCAGCACGGCCGGGCAGCCGCCCCCCGCGGCCCCCGCUGCCCCCGGCGCGGCGCUGGAGGAGCUGCGCCUCCUGUCCGGGGUGCUGCGGCGGGCGCAGUGCCUGCGGCGCUGCAAGCAGGGGCUGCCCGCCUUCCGACAGGCGCAGCCCGGCCGCGACCUGCUCCAGGAGUUCCAGCGCCGCGAGCCCUACAAGUACUUGCAGUUCGCCUACUUCAAGGCUAAUAAUCUUCCAAAAGCCAUUGCAGCAGCUCAUACGUUUCUUCUGAAGCAUCCAGAUGAUGAAAUGAUGCAAAGAAAUAUGGCCUACUAUAAGAGCAUACCUGAUGCUGAGGAGCAUAUUAAAGACUUGGAGACAAAGCCUUAUGAGAAUCUCUUUGUCAGGGCUGUGAGAGCGUACAAUGGCGACAAUUGGCGGACAUCCAUCUCGGACAUGGAACUGGCUCUUCCAGAUUUCUUCAAAGCUUAUGAUGACUGCAUAGCAGCCUGUGAAGGCUCCCGAGAGAUCACAGAUUUUAAAGACUUCUAUCUUUCCAUUGCAGAUCAUUAUAUUGAAGUCCUUGCAUGCAAAGUGCAGUGUGAGAGCAAUCUGACACCCAUUAUAGGAGGCUUUGUCGUUGAAAAAUUUGUGGCCACCAUGUACCAUUACUUGCAGUUUGCAUAUUAUAAAUUGAAUGACAUGAAGAAUGCAGCUUCUUGUGCUGCUAGCUACCUUCUGUUUGACGCAAAAGAUGAAGUAAUGAAACAGAACAUGGUCUAUUACCAGUACCACAAAGACAAAUGGGGACUUAAAGAGGAGGAUUUUCAGCCCAGAUCGGAGGCAGUUCGAUACCACAACAUUACCACACUCCAGCUGGAAAUGUAUGAAUUUGCAAAGGAACAUCUGAUGGAUGAUGAUGAGGGUGAAGUUGUGGAAUUCCUUGAUGAGCUGUUAGAAGUGGAGGAAAAAAAGGAAUCCUGAUGAGUGAAACCACCACAAAGUAUUUUACAGAAGUGAAGACUCACCAUUGCUCCUUACUAUUGUUUUUGAUCACCUGUAGUUCCAGUUAGAUAUACCUCAAAGGUGCUUCUUUAAGCUGCACUUUCUGUCCCAAGAAAAUCCACUCCCGAAAGGUCACUUCCAUGCUGCACUGACUCUUCUGUGAGCAUGGCUUUUCACUCUGCAGAACUGGUGCACAUGAGUUUCCCCCUUGAGCUUUCUUUCCCUUACACAGACACAACAAAACAGACUGUUUCUGUUUUCUGGGAUAACACCAAGGUUCCUCAUUUUGGUGCUGUUUUACUAAGUUGUAGCAGUACAGCUAAAUUCUCAAGAACUUUUGUCAGAUUAUGAACUAUGGAAGACAUAACAGUUCCUCUUUCUGAGCUAUGAAUUGUAUUAUUUAUAUAUGUCUUUUUAUAUGAUGUUGAAUAAAGUGAUGAUGAAUCCCGGUGCACCUGAAAGAUAGUAAGGUACAUUGAAAUAGCUGAAAUAAGGUGAUUAACAAAGCACAACUAAUGAUCUUGUAAACAUUGCUUAAAGAAUUCUGAAAGCAGUGUUGGUUUUUCUUGAAAUCUAAAUUAAAUUCCACUAUGUGAAACUGAGAAUAAAAAUAAUUUUUGCUUCCUACCA